AUGAGAUACUCCUCCUUGUUAGCUUUGGCGACCGCCAUUGCUUCUGCUUCUGCCUCCGGCUGUGAUUACGUUGGUGGUAACUACUACUGUAACGAAGUAUCCAAAAUUAUCUAUGAGAAUGUUGGCUUUUCCGGCUCCUACCUGGAUGUGACCAACAUGGACGAGUCCUCCGGCACCUGUUCUUCCAACGUUAAGUCUUUCCUGGGUCCUUUGGCUCCUUUUGACGAAGAGUUGUCUCUCCAUUUCCGUGGUCCAUUGCAGUUGGUUCAGUUUGGUGUUUACUACCCUUCGUCCGGCUCCAACGCCAAGAGAGACGCGGAGGAAGAUUGCACUACUAGACACCUUCACCACAAACACGUCAAACGUGCUACAGCUUUGGUCACGCAAACGGUAUUCGUUGACCAGUUUGGUAACACUGUCACCUCCACAGCCACCACCACUCCAACCACCGCUCCAAUUCUUGCUAACAGCGCUCCUUCUGCUGGCAGUGCCCCAUCGGGCGUUUCUUCUGGUGUUUACUCCGCCGUUGCUUCGGGCUCUCCCUCUUCCUCCUCGCUGUCUUCAACUUCUGGAGGCUCCUCCUCGAGUGCAGCUGCCGGUGACUGGGUCAGAGCAUCCUACUACACUCCAGGCACUGCUGAGAACGUCACAUUCUUGAACUACUACGGUGGUUCUGGCUCUGGUGUGUGGUCUUCUGCCUUUGGUAACUCUCUUUCCUAUGCCAACUCCGACAACACUGGUGGCUCUUCGUCGCCUCAAAUUUUGAGCGAGACUACCAUUUCAUCCAACACUGAGUUUGUUGUCAUGUCUGGUCUUAAAUGUGGUGCUGACUCUGAGACUGGUGACUGCGGCUACUACAGAGACGGUACUCCAGCUUACCACGGCUGGGACGGUACCAGCAAGCUCUUUGUCUUCGAGUUCCUGAUGCCAUCUUCUUCUGCCACCGGUUUCAACGGUGAUAUGCCAGCUAUUUGGAUGUUGAAUGCCAAGAUCCCAAGAACCUUGCAGUACGGUGAUGCUUCAUGCUCGUGUUGGAACACCGGAUGUGGUGAGUUGGAUUUGUUUGAAAUUCUUUCUACUGGCUCCGAAAAAUGUAUCACUCACUUGCACGACAAGCAGGGUGGCAGCGGUUCCGGUUCUUCCGACUACUUCACUAGACCAACCAGCGGUACCAUGAAGGCUGCUGUCAUCUUCACUGACUCUGAAAUCCAUAUCAUGACUGUUGACGAGUCCUUCGAUUCUGUGUUGUCUUCUGACACCGUUCAGGACUGGAUUAACACUUCCGGUACCACUGUUACCUUGGGAUGA
This is a messenger RNA of Sungouiella intermedia, 1308 nucleotides long. The record is from the annotation of a GenBank genome assembly. Lineage: Eukaryota; Fungi; Ascomycota; Pichiomycetes; Serinales; Metschnikowiaceae.